Molecule: messenger RNA, 483 nt
Organism: Cyclocybe aegerita
Lineage: Eukaryota; Fungi; Basidiomycota; Agaricomycetes; Agaricales; Hemipholiotaceae
Source: the annotation of a GenBank genome assembly
AUGUCCCGCCUUCUGAUCUCUGUUCUCUUCUCCACUGUGUUCCGUCUCUCCAAAGCGCUUCCGAUUGCGACACCUCUGCCUGCUGCUCAAGAGCAACCAGACCACAAACAAGACACACCGAUGGCUCCUUGGGUUAUUAAGACAAUCGUCGUUGCUUUUGUCAUUUUCGUUGUCGCUUUUUUGGCUUUUCUCUUCUACCAGGAGUGCAUGAGCCUGCUCACGAACCGACGAUCAUCUCCUGCCACUCUAACACCAGUGGUACCUAACAUCGCUCAGCAGGCAGCUGCCGUUGGCCCAUUCAGUAACGCUCGUCGUGUCUGGGUCCUCUUCCGUCGAUUUCCGGCCAUGUCAUUGCGCUUCGUUGCACCUUCUCGUCCAACGUACGAGGAGAUUGGUCUUCAAGAAAUUGAUCGCCCACCUCGGGCUCUCAUUCGAUUCAAGAUAAGAUCUCCCAUUGCUGGGCCAGCCCCAAGAACAAUUUAA